Messenger RNA from Durio zibethinus, 1999 nucleotides. Its product is annotated as protein trichome birefringence-like 25. The record is from RefSeq and is a predicted model, not a curated record. Gene Ontology annotation, molecular function: O-acetyltransferase activity. NCBI's taxonomy places the organism in Eukaryota, Viridiplantae, Streptophyta, Magnoliopsida, Malvales, Malvaceae. Gene Ontology annotation, cellular component: Golgi apparatus.
UAACGUAUGGAUUUUUUGGAUAGUUACCUCCUUUUUACCAGUACCCAAACUAUAAAUCAGAAGACAAGAACUUUCAGCCAUUUUCUGUAUAUUUUCUUGAUAAUGAAAUCAAACCUCUCAUUUUUCUAUUACUUUUUAUUUUUUUCCUUUUUUUAAAUACGUAUUUAUCAACCAUAACCCAACAGUCCCUAACACCACAAACGCAAAAAUCCAACACCAUUCUCAAUUCUCAAACCUUAUAGAAAAGACACGUCCCUUGUAGUGAACUUGUCCUAACCACUUUAAUCAAACUCAACUUAAAACUUCCAUCUUAAAACACCUUUGGGUGGUUGGUAAAACUAGUUUCAGUCCCAGCUUUAUCUUUCCAUUCUCUCUCUCUCUCUCUACGGACAUCAAGGAGACUUUCUUGGUAACUGUGACAAACCCCAAAAUGUUGAAGGAAAUGAGGAUAGGUUGGAACCCCUCAUCACUACACAAACGCCAUCAUGUCUUUGUAAAAGUUGCAGUCUCUUUUCUGUUACUGGGUCUUGCUUGUCGUCUCUUUUUCUCCGAUUCUAUCAAGUUUUCUUCAUCAUCUCCUGUUGUAGAGACUGAUACCGUAACCGAGUCCCCUUCUCUGUCUACUUCUUCUUCUUUACCUGUUCAAGUUCCCAGUUCUGGUGAUUUGUUGGCAAAUGACAGCCGACCUUUUCCAAAUGAAGUUGCAGCUGAAUGUGAUCUGUUCACGGGGGAUUGGGUACCAGAUCCAUCAGCUCUAGCUUACACAAAUGCAAGUUGCCAUGCAAUUGAAGAUCACCAGAACUGUAUGAGAAAUGGGAGACCCGAUUCAGGCUACCUUUACUGGCGUUGGAAUCCCCGGGAUUGUGAAUUACCCAGAUUCGAUCCAGAGAAAUUUCUUGAUUUCAUGAGGAACAAAUCCUGGGCCUUUAUUGGUGAUUCCAUCUCCCGUAACCAUGUACAAUCGUUGCUUUGCAUUCUCUCUCAGGUGGAACAAGCUGUCGAGGUCUAUCACGACGAGGAGUACAGAUCCAAAAGAUGGCACUUUCCCUCCCACAACUUCACCCUCUCAGUGGUUUGGACCCCAUUCCUGUUGAAAGCUGAUAUUUUUGAAGAUAUUAAUGGGGUUUCUUCAUCGGAAAUUCAGCUUCACCUCGAUAAACUUGAUGAAACAUGGACUAAACAGUACAGAAACUUUGAUUAUGCUGUUAUCGGUGGUGGAAAGUGGUUUCUUAAAACUGCAAUAUAUCAUGAGAAUAAUACCGUGGCAGGUUGCCAUUACUGCCCAGGAAAGAACUUAACAGAACUAGGUUUUGAUUACGCUUAUCGCAAGGCACUGAAAUCAGUGCUAAACUUUACGUUGAACUAUGGUCGCAAAGCUUUUAUUUUCCUUAGAACCACAACUCCAGACCACUUUGAGAAUGGAGAAUGGUUCAGCGGCGGGACCUGUAAUAGAACAGCACCAUUUAAGGAAGGUGAGGUUGAUAUGAAAGAUGUAGACGCUGUGAUGCGGGACAUUGAGUUGGAAGAAUUUGAGAAGGCUGCUUCUAUACGAGCUGAAAAUGGGGUGAUCUUGAAAUUGCUAGAUACCACUCGCCUGUCUCUGCUGAGGCCUGAUGGGCACCCCGGACCUUAUCGGCAGUUCGAGACAUUUGCAAAGGAUAAGAAUGCCAAAGUACAGAAUGAUUGUUUGCACUGGUGCUUACCUGGGCCCAUAGACUCUUGGAAUGAUUUACUAAUGGAGAUUAUAAAUAGAGGAACACAUUAAUAAUUAUCCAUUUUUUGGGGUGGAUUUGAGAUACUAGGUUGUUCAAUUCUUUGAUUAUAUUGAAUGAUGGGGAUUUUUUUUUUUCCUUGAGAAGGGGUGAAAGGGGAUCAUGGCAUCCUGAACAUCUAGGAGGCCAGAGGUGAUUACUUUGAAAUAUCUUUAUCUUAUUCCGAAGAGAAUUCUUAGGCAACACAGAUUAGUAUUAAACUUUGUAUAGCUUGAGCCUAAACAGGU